Molecule: messenger RNA, 1785 nt
Organism: Fusarium musae
Lineage: Eukaryota; Fungi; Ascomycota; Sordariomycetes; Hypocreales; Nectriaceae
Exons: 2
Coding region: 1-1785 (594 amino acids)
Biological process (GO): DNA-templated transcription; positive regulation of transcription by RNA polymerase II
Molecular function (GO): zinc ion binding; DNA-binding transcription factor activity, RNA polymerase II-specific; sequence-specific DNA binding
Source: RefSeq, a predicted model, not a curated record
AUGAUCGAUGAGCUCGAGAGAAAGGAGCAGGAAUUGUCCAAUAGACUUCAAGAUCUUGAGUCAAUCGUAGUCGCGGACCAAAGUACGGUGGAUACUUCCAGUCCAGAUGACAGACAUACCGUGAGAUCCAUCGCAGCAUCGUCGCCUGCUACACGAGAAGGAGCAAGCUUGAGCUUGAGCUGGGCGCACAUACAGAACCCGUUCCUUCUCCGCAGAAGCAUCUGGGCCCUCCAUCAGCGUCUCUUCAAUGGCCAAGGUACAUCCACUAAGGCCUCGAGCCACGACCUAUUCAGAGCCUUCAUGUUAUGCGCCAUUGGGGCAGUUCUGCCAUACCGCAACAAGCUUCAUAAUCGCCACCCAGAAGCAUACUAUAAUGCAGCUCUACAACACCUCGGCAGCGACUUUCUGACUCGAGGUCUAGAGUCUGUUCAAGAUUUAUUGCUUAUAUGUAGAUUUGGCAUCUAUCACCCAAUAGGUACUUCGAUCUGGGACGUCGUUCGCCUCUGCGGACGUCUCUGCAUCGAACUUGGUCUCCACAACGGGACGGAUAUUCGCGGCGACUUGUUACAAACACAGCUCAGAAGGAGAAUAUUCUGGCAAUUCUAUCUCAUCGAUCGCUACAGUUCAACGACUCUGGACCGACCAUUCUUGAUCGACGAUGCAGAUAUUGAGACAAAGUUUCCAGUUGAAGUCAGCGAUGAGGAACUCGAAGCAGCCAGUCGCGAAGUCCAAAGCCUUGAUGCCUUGAACUUCACUCGCGAGCCGAAUGUGCAGAAUGAAAUGACCGUCUUUUUCAUCUCUGUGCGGCUGAGGCAGAUAUCAUCACAUAUACAGACCGAGUUCUCUAAGCUGAGGCGGAAGAUCUCGAGUACCAGGUCAAAGCACUUGCUCGCGGGUCACGUCCAUGUUGUGAUGACGAAGCUUUUGAGGGAGUUGAAAGACUGGAGAAACGGCAAUCCCAUUAUACAAGAGCCAAGCUGUCUGUACGAAACACAAGAAUGGUAUGACUUGCUUCUCGCCCGCGAAAGACUAUCCGUCCUCCGUCGUGCAAUCGAUCUUGUCCCAAAGGUCAACGGCUCCCCACCAAAAGAGAUCCUGACAGUCUUCCUCAGAUCAGCGCUGGAGACUAUUGAGAAAUAUCACAUCAUAUGUCAGAAGCGAGAGAUGGUGACACAUACGCGAAGCUACUUUCACAUGCUCUUCACAGCGGCAUUGUCGGUCAUGUACUGCAUAUCCGUAUCCAAGAAGCUAACGCAGGAAGACAUGCGUGCAUCUCACCAAGGUCUGCUGCGUUGCCAAGAGUUGCUGAAUAGUGUUGCCCGACAACUACCAGACGCGAAAAGUUAUGUAUCUGUAUUUGAAGCUCUACACCGCGACGUGUCACAGAGGCUAUGGCCGAAUGUGCGAGAUAUAUCUGUCAAUCUCCCCGUUGAUCCAGCUAUGGGCUUCUCAAACGAUAUCACGACCUUCAAUGGGCGGAAUUUCUCUCCGGACCUGGGUACGAGUACUCUACCCAAUUCCCUGGGAAACAUAUCCGACUUUUCAACGGAUCGCCAGUUCUUUGAUCAGGGUUUGCAGUCGCGAACGAACCCGACAGACCCCGUAAGCCAAUUUUCUGUUCUGGGACAAGAUGGAAACGAUAUAUCUGAGGAGUAUCAGGAUGGGUCGUCGGUCAAUUGGGCGCUGUUGAACUACGAUUCGCUGUGGAAUAUGGAGUCUGCGCUCGGUCAGUAUGUUUAUGGAGAUCCUACGAAUCCCAGUGUUUGGGACGGCUUCGAGUUUUGA